Messenger RNA from Protobothrops mucrosquamatus (brown spotted pit viper), 1260 nucleotides. It is a transcript of the gene KCNK10, whose product is annotated as potassium two pore domain channel subfamily K member 10. NCBI's taxonomy places the organism in Eukaryota, Metazoa, Chordata, Lepidosauria, Squamata, Viperidae. Gene Ontology annotation, molecular function: potassium ion leak channel activity. Gene Ontology annotation, biological process: stabilization of membrane potential; potassium ion transmembrane transport. The transcript has 6 exons. The coding region runs from base 1 to 1260 and encodes 419 amino acids. The record is from RefSeq and is a predicted model, not a curated record. Gene Ontology annotation, cellular component: membrane.
AUGGUGCAAAUGCUGCGGGUUAUGAAUGCUACCAGUGCAGGAGUCAACCCUGUUGGAGAUUCUUCUAAUAGCAGCAGUCACUGGGACCUUGGAAGUGCCUUUUUCUUUGCAGGAACUGUCAUUACUACUAUAGGUUAUGGAAAUAUUGCCCCAAGCACAGAAGGCGGAAAAAUUUUCUGUAUUUUGUAUGCCAUCUUUGGAAUCCCACUUUUUGGCUUUCUGCUAGCUGGCAUAGGUGACCAGCUUGGAACCAUCUUUGGGAAGGGCAUUGCACGAGUUGAAAAGGUCUUUCGGAAGAAACAAGUGAGUCAAACAAAGAUUCGAGUGAUCUCUACCAUUCUUUUCAUCCUGGCCGGAUGCAUUGUUUUUGUCACCAUUCCAGCUGUCAGUUUCAAAUAUAUUGAAGAAUGGUCAGUCCUGGACUCUUUCUAUUUUGUCGUCGUCACUCUGACCACAGUUGGCUUUGGGGAUUUUGUGGCAGGAGGAAAUGCGGACAUCUCUUACCGGGAGUGGUACAAACCCUUGGUAUGGUUCUGGAUCCUCGUGGGCCUUGCAUAUUUUGCUGCUGUCCUCAGUAUGAUUGGAGACUGGCUGCGGGUUCUUUCAAAGAAGACUAAAGAGGAGGUUGGUGAAAUAAAAGCCCAUGCAGCGGAAUGGAAAGCCAAUGUGACAGCAGAGUUCAGGGAAACACGGCGGCGGUUGAGUGUGGAGAUCCAUGACAAACUUCAGAGAGCAGCCACCAUUCGGAGCAUGGAGCGCAGGCGUUUAGGUCUGGACCAGAGAGCCCACUCCCUCGAUAUGCUGUCUCCAGAGAAACGUUGUGUCUUUGCUGCCUUGGGCAACAGCCAUUUCAAGGCAUCAUCUCAGGAAAGCAUCAACAACAAGCCUAACAAUCUGCGCCUUAAAGGAUCCGAGCAAUUGAGCAAACAUGGGCAGGGGGCGUCUGAGGACAACAUCAUCAACAAGUUUGGUUCUUCAUCCAAGCUGACCAAAAGGAAAAACAAAGACCUGAAAAAAAGUAUCCCGGAAGAUGUGAGAAAAAUCUACGAGACCUUGCGGCACUACUCCUUAGAUGAGGAGGAGAAGAAGGAGGAGGAGGAGGAGGAGGACUUGGAGAAGGUGUGUCACUCGGCACACUCUAGUACUGCCAUUCUUACCAAUUGUAUUGAACAACACAUGGACCUGGAGAAUGGCAUACUCCCCACUGAAACCAAAGAAAGGGAACAUGAAAAUAAAUCAUUACUUGAAGACAGGAAUUAA